Messenger RNA from Brenthis ino (lesser marbled fritillary), 1293 nucleotides. NCBI's taxonomy places the organism in Eukaryota, Metazoa, Arthropoda, Insecta, Lepidoptera, Nymphalidae. The record is from the annotation of a GenBank genome assembly.
AUGCUCACUGACAGUUUUGCACAGUUUCUCAAACUUGUCAAACUCAAAUUUGAUUGUGAUUUGUGCGGUUGGUAUUUGCAGGAAUUCGUGUUGACUGCCCAGAGUCCACGAAUUCGAUUAUUACAUCCACUAUCAACGUUAUCAUUCUUUUCAGCAGGACUUUAUUCGAUAUUCACUAUGUCUCAAACUCUUACGUUCGGUGACUCAUGUGCCCCGAUAACUUGUCAUGCGUGGAAUAAGGAAAGAAAUCAAAUUGCCUUUUCUCCCAACAAUAAUGAAGUCCAUAUUUAUCAAAAAGAAAGAAGUGAAUGGAAGCAGACUGAUAAUCUUGUGGAACAUGAUAUGAGGGUAAUGGGUAUUGAUUGGGCACCUAAUACUAACAGGAUCGUAACUUGCUCUGUUGAUCGUAAUGCCUAUGUCUGGACUCAGGCAGAAGAUGGAAAAUGGAAUACAACAUUGGUAUUACUGAGAAUCAAUAGAGCAGCAACUUGUGUAAAGUGGUCACCUAUGGAGAACAAGUUUGCUGUGGGUUCAGGAGCUCGACUGAUAUCAAUUUGUUAUUUUGAAAAGGAAAAUAACUGGUGGGUGUCUAAGCACAUUAAGAAGCCUAUCCGUUCAACUGUAACUACACUGGAUUGGCAUCCAAACAAUAUUUUAUUGGUUGCUGGAUCAACUGAUUUUAAGGUGCGAGUCUUCUCUGCUUAUAUAAAGGACAUUGAAGACCAGCCUGGUCCUAACGUUUGGGGAUCGAAACUUCCAUUAGGUCAGUUAUUAGCUGAAUUUCCUUCUAGUGGAAGUGGUUGGGUGCACAGUGUGUCCUUCUCGGCUGAUGGUAACAAAGUUGCUUGGGUAGGACACGACAGUUCUAUUAAUGUUGCUGAUGCUGCUCAAGGAAAAACUGUUUUCAAAAUUAAGACUGAAUACCUGCCAUUUUUGGGUUGCAUUUGGAUAUCUAACAACUACCUCAUUGUUGCUGGUCAUAGUUGCAUUCCAUUGCUCUACUCUCACGAGGGAGAUCAAAUCAAGUAUAUUGCCAAAUUAGAUAAUACUCAGAGAAAGGAGUCAGGGGGAUUAUCUGCUAUGAAGAAGUUCCAGUCUUUGGAUCGUCAAGCUCGUAUUGAGACUAGCGAUACAUUUUUGGAUUCCAUACAUCAAAAUGCUAUAACUUGCAUCAAUCUUUACAAAGGGUCCAAAGCUGAUGCUGUCAAGUUUAGUACUUCUGGGUUAGACGGCCAACUCGUUAUUUGGGACUUGGUUUCCCUUGAAAAAACUUUUGAUGGUCUAAAAAUAUUU